This is a messenger RNA of Myxozyma melibiosi, 855 nucleotides long. Its product is annotated as CAP-Gly domain-containing protein. The coding region runs from base 115 to 828 and encodes 237 amino acids. Gene Ontology annotation, biological process: cytoplasmic microtubule organization. The transcript has 2 exons. Gene Ontology annotation, molecular function: microtubule plus-end binding. Gene Ontology annotation, cellular component: microtubule plus-end; nucleus; cytoplasm. The record is from RefSeq and is a predicted model, not a curated record. NCBI's taxonomy places the organism in Eukaryota, Fungi, Ascomycota, Lipomycetes, Lipomycetales, Lipomycetaceae.
GUGGGGCGAGGAAAAGUCUUUGAGGCGAGGGUUUGGUUUACGCGUCCCCUGAAUCUCAUCAACACUUCUCACGCGUCACCACCACCACUCCUCUCUUCUUUCAUCUUCACCACCAUGGCAGACAUCUCCUUCAUAGUAACCUCCCCAAACACCUCCUCCGAGCGCCGCAUCUCCCCGCACUGGAAUCCCCCCUCCUUCCAAACCCUCCAAAUCUUCAUCGCCCACUCCGAGACCCCGAUCGUACUCGCCCCCGCGCCCGGCAGCUCAGACGAAUCUACCGCACUAUCAGAGUUUCCCGACGCGCUUGUGCCCUUCGCGAGACUGAAUGUCGAGGACACAAGGCCGCCUGGCGUGCAGGAGAAUUACACGGACGUCAGCGGCGUCGAGAAAUUCGAGUUGACGGACGACGAGUACGCGCGGCGAACCGACACCGUGCUCGCGUACAAGAAGCGGAAUAAACUAGGCCGGUUCGCGGACGACGCGCAAAAGCCUGCUCUGACUACAGGAUUCAAAAAGACGAUUGAAGAGCGCGCGAUCGAAGUCGGUAAGCGGUGUCGUGUGCUCGAACCAGUCGAGCGCAGAGGCGUCGUGCGCUACGUGGGUAGUGUACCUGAACUCCCCUCCGCUGCUGGAGCAGAUCCCGACGAUGAUAUCUGGGUCGGCGUGGAGUUUGACGAGCCGGUGGGGAAACACGACGGGAGCGUCAGGGGGGAGAGGUAUUUCACCGCGCGGAACAAGCAUGGCUCGUUUUUUAGACCGGAGAAGGUCGAGGUGGGGGAGUAUCCGGAGAUUGAUGAUUUGUUUGAUGAUAGCGAUGAGGAGGUGUAGAUAGAUAGUGUAGAUUAUCAAGCAUGU